AUGGAUAUCGCAAGCGGAGUCUACACACUCACCCUCGGUAUCAUGAACUACGUCUCGGAGCAAGAAGAUCGACACACGAUCGCAGCACGGAUCCGCGCAAUCGUGGGCCGAAUCAGCUCCAUCAUCACCCCUUUGACCACCCGCCGGACUAUCGACCCCAUCGUCCAGGAUUGCCUCCAGGACCUUGUCAGGCUUCUCGAGGACACCCAAGCCCAUCUUAGGAGGUGGACUGAGACCCGGUCGUCCAGAGUCGUCGGUGUUGUUAACCCCUGGCUUGUUACGCACCAGCUUCGUGAAGACAGGGAGGAGCUCAUGCAGGGAUACGCUCUUCUGGUUGGCGCUAUCAAUCUCGACAAUAGCAUGAACGGAUAUAGGUUCGUCUCCCCGAGGUCUACGCUACUCGCGCCGCCUGAGAGGGAGCAUCAUGGCGAAGGAUCCCCCUCCUCGUCCCGUUCAGUAUCCCCCAUGAGGUCGCUCUCUCCUCUCCGAGCGUCCCCUACUCCGCUGACGUCUUCCGAAGCUAACGACUUUUGGGAGAAGUACUUUGACGACGAGGUUGCAGACAGCGAUGAGUUUUGCGAGGCGCUUUCCAAAUGGUUAGGCCGCCCUUUGAAUGACACCGAGUGCAAGAGGCUCCUUCUCCGACUCGACAUCGGCGACACUGGGCACGUGGCGUAUUCCCGAUUCGAAGAAUGCGUAGGAGCAGAAAGACUGAAGCAUUUUAUCGCGUUGUACUCCGCCGAUCCUCCAUUGCCAUUGCUAAUAUGGGUCGACGACAGUUUGGACGAAAAUUCGACCAAAGCCCAAAACGCCACGUCUUUUGGAGUAACUGUAGUGCAGUUGUCGUCGACGUACGGCGCGAAGGCGUGGAUUAAUGCAAACUACUCGUUUCUAAAACAGCACGACGACGCAGCUCACAUUCGCUUCAUCUCCGAUCAGAAUCGUCGAGAGCGCACCCCUGAUGGCGGUGUAGUGGCGAACCCCAACGCUGGGCAGGAGAUUUUGGACUUUAUUCGCGGCGAAGGUUUCAAAGCGCCGUUCCUUAUUUCGACGUCUCGAAAAAGUAUCCACUUGACGAAGUACGUUGAAAGCUACCAAAUGGCCGGCUCGAUGACGGCCAAUUAUCCUCUAUUUCUGGAAUAUGUGUCUUCCCUCGCCGCAGGCAUCAGGGAUGACACGAGAUGGAUGAGGUAUAACGCCUAG
Cyclocybe aegerita is the source of this 1203-nucleotide messenger RNA. The record is from the annotation of a GenBank genome assembly. Lineage: Eukaryota; Fungi; Basidiomycota; Agaricomycetes; Agaricales; Hemipholiotaceae.